AUGUACUGCCUAGAUACAUCACACCCGAGCGGUGAGCCUACCAGGGCCCGUGUGUCUAUUCCUACGGGAUUCUUCAAAUUUCCCGGGACAGUUUUUAGGGCCGGAGGGGAAGCGGGAGGAGGGGGCGGGACGCAGGACAUGCUCCUCCCGGGGGCGGCUCUCCUCACCGCUUCACCCGGCUCGCCGGCAUCCCCCUUCUCGUGUGUGCUGCCCCGCAGGGCGCCAUGGGCUUCGUCCUCUCCAAGGCCAUGAACGACAGCCUGAAAGGUCAGCAGGAGUUUAUGCGGCUGCAGCUGGAAAGGCAACUAGUCCUGCAGAACCUAAUGAGAGAGAGACAAACAGCCAUGCAGAUUGCUUGGACACGAGAAUUUCUCAAAUACUUUGGGACAUUUUUUGGACUUGCUGCUGUUGUUUUAACAACUGGAGCAAUAAAAAGGAAGAACCCAGCAGUUUUACUGCCAAUACUUCCCUUAGGCUUUGUAUUUUCUUAUCAUUAUGAUGUGGGCUAUGGGACACUGUUGCAAAGGAUCAAAGGUGAAGCAGAGAACAUACUUGAUACACAGAGCGCUUUGCUAGAAUUGCCAAAAGGACCUCUCACAUUUGAGGAUUUGGAGAAGAUCAGAAUAUCUCAGAACAAUUUAUUCAGAGAAAAAUAGGAAGAUGGUAUUAAAGCUGCAUAUCUGAAAUGUGAUUAUGAUACUGCAUUUCAACAUAAAUAAAUCAUUAAAAAUUUGAUAAGAUUAUGAGCUCUUAUAAAAAAUUAAUUUUUUUAAUCGUACUUUCAAAAGAAAUCUGUUUCAUAUUAUAUGUAUGUCUUUAAAAUAUUCCUUGUUCUGUAGUAUAUUUUCCUUGAUUAUAAUGAAAUACUGAAUUUGCAUUGUCUAUUCAGAGUCUUAAAAUAACUUUCACCUGCAAUAAAAAUGUCUGGUGCUGACCUAACACAGUAUGGUAAUUGGCAGUUUUAAGUUUGUAUAAAUAUAUAUAAAUUAUAUAAAUAAAUAGAUACCGAUUUCAAAUGUAUUUCAGGAUACACAGCUCAACUUGAAGUCAGGAGCAGGCAGUCAGUUUUUUUGAAAAAUAAGACACUUUUUGUUUGUUGUUCUUUAGGCAGUGAAGUCACCAUCUCUGCUCCAAAUUCUGAUGGAAUAAACAGCUUUUAUCAGAAGUAGGUUCAGAAGUAAACACAUAAUUUGCUAACUGUGUGUUUUACUCUUAGGGAAAACUGUGUUAAAGUAUGAGCAGAGAUAGUUUCUGAAAAAGAGGAAACAAAUUAUGUAGCUAUUUCCUGAGUCUUUAUCAUGCUUGUCCAACAUUCUGAAACUCAGGAUAAUUUGGUUUUUUAUAAUUGAAAUCAGAGUUUCACUACUAAGAUGAAUAUUAACUUUGGCUAACAGCAAGCAAAAUUAUUAAUGCAUGUUUUUAUAAUGGGUAGAUCCAAGUGGCCUUGUAAGUACUGAAAAACUGUGGGAUUUUUUCCAUGCCUUUACUCUAGCAUGGUAGAUACUGAGAAUAUAGUUUUAGUGUACUUUAAUGUUCUGAUGCCACACUUGGAAAAAAAUUAAUCUUUCUGUAUUGGAAAUCUUGUUUAGAAACAGAUUAUUUUGUGUUCUGGAUGGAAAUUAUUCUAGCAUUAAUCUAAUUGUGGAAUGAAAAACAAAUGCUCAAAAAGCAUCCAAAAAUGAAUUAAGCUGAAGUCUGUAUUGACAAUUUGUUGACUUAAAAAUUAAAUUCCAGCUGGAGAUAAUGCCCCAAACAUGAUUUUGAAGACUACUUAACUAAACUUAGAAUAUUGUUACAGUAAGACAGGCAAAUAUAUAAUGAAACAAAAGCUUCUGAAUAUAGAAGAAAUUAAUAGCACAGUUUCCACAGUCUGACUUCUGAAAGUGCACUCACUUCUGCAUUCAGUCACUUCUGUAAUUGGUUCUGUCUUCUGCAGGUUGACAAUGCAUACUGUCUGUAACUGAUUUCAAAUGGGAUGUGUUUUAAUAGUCAGUGUAAUAAAAUGAACACAAGUACUCC
This is a messenger RNA of Cyanistes caeruleus (blue tit), 2019 nucleotides long. It is a transcript of the gene PLGRKT, whose product is annotated as plasminogen receptor with a C-terminal lysine. Lineage: Eukaryota; Metazoa; Chordata; Aves; Passeriformes; Paridae. The record is from RefSeq and is a predicted model, not a curated record. Gene Ontology annotation, cellular component: plasma membrane. Gene Ontology annotation, biological process: positive regulation of plasminogen activation.